CACGUCGUUUCGAUCGCGAUUGUUGAUCAUUAAAAUUGUUCGUACAAAACAUUCGCUUCGGUCGUGUGUUAUUUGUGUACUGUGCAUAAUAAAUAUUCGCUGUGUAUCAUUUCAAAUAGUUUAUCCUGAAGCAACAUGACUUAGAGCAGACACGAUGAAGGUCCUACUCCUCUUGGCUCUGAGCUGGGCGACCGCCGCGGCCACCUGCCCAUGGGCUUGCUCCUGCAGACCACCGGCGGCUGACUGCGCGCACAGAGGACUCCUGCAUGUACCGAAGCGCUUGCCUCCGGAUUCGCAUAGACUAGACCUUCAGGGUAACAAUAUCAGCAUAGUCUUUCAGAGCGACUUCCAGAACAUCAAGGAGCUUAAAGUUUUACAGCUGUCGGAGAACCAGAUUCACACGAUUGAGAGAGACGCCUUCCUCGAGCUGACGUCACUUGAACGAUUGAGAAUGAAUAAUAACGCCCUGGGAUCUUUAGCGGACGGCCUCUUUAUAAGACUAAGGCACCUACAGAGAUUAGAUCUGAGCCGAAACGAGUUGACAGCGAUCAGUCGCCGCACGUUCCGAGGGUUGACCGCUCUGAAGAGUCUACACCUCGACGGGAACCAGCUGAAAUGCAUCGACGAGAAAGCUCUGGAGAAUUUGAAAAGCCUGGAAGUUCUGACUUUAAAUAACAACAACCUAACGUAUUUGUCGUUGGAACCGGUCACCGUCUCGCGACUGAGCACGCUGCGGCUGAGCGACAAUCCGGUUGUCUGCGACUGUCGCGUCGCAAGACUGUCCACAGCUGUCCGGUCUGCUGGGAUCAUGGGUGUCGGCGCGAGGUGUCAAGCUCCUGCAGCUCUGCGUGGCUCGCUGCUGACCGACUUGGAGCCUCACGAACUCAUCUGCAGUGGACCUACAACAGCUUCGUCUGGGGAAUGCUCGGCGGAGCCCCGCUGCCCGCCUCCCUGUCGCUGCACUCCUGAGGGUAUAGUGGACUGCAGGGAGAAGAUGCUCUCAGAACUGCCACCUACUAUACCUCACAGAGCUACGGAGAUUCGCUUGGAACAGAACGAGAUAACCGAAGUCGGCAGCGGCGCCUUCUCAUCCAUAAAGAGGGUGACCAGGAUCGACCUGUCCAACAACAAGAUCGCCAAAAUCUCAGCGGACACAUUCCAAGGACUCGUACAUUUAACCUCACUAGUCUUGUACGGAAAUAAAAUAAAGGAUUUGCCGUCGGGAGUAUUCCACGGGCUGGGAUCUCUCCAAUUAUUACUGCUGAACUCGAAUGAGAUUACGUGCGUCAAAAAGGACACGUUCCGUGAUUUAGAGAAUCUAAAAUUACUGUCUUUAUACGACAACAAUAUACGAUCAUUGCCGAAUGGUACCUUCGAUGCUUUGACGGGAAUCCAGACCUUGCAUUUAGGUCGGAAUCCGUUCGUAUGUGACUGCUCUCUUCGCUGGCUGGCCGCCUACUUGCGCAAGAACCCCAUAGAGACGUCCGGCGCCAAGUGUGACUCUCCGAAGCGCAUGAACAAAAAGCGAAUCGACGCUCUCAGGGAAGAGAACUUCAAAUGCAAACCGGGUGAGGGCGCGGGGGAGGCGGCGGCGUGCGGGGGCGCAGCGUGGUGCCCGGCAGCGUGCACGUGCGAGGCGGCGGCGCUGCGGUCGCUGUCCGUGCGUUGUGAGCGCGCCGGCCUUCGCGACCUGCCCCGGGACCUACCCCUCAACACCAGGCUGCUAAUGAUGUCGGACAAUAAUUUGGGACAGAUAAAAUCUGACGGACUCUUCGGGAGGCUGCCGGACCUCACCAAACUGGACUUCAGGAACAACGGCAUAUCGGUCAUUGAGGACAACGCGUUUGACGGCGCCGCCAGCAUCCAGGAGAUGCUGCUGGAUGGCAACCUGCUGCAGACCGUCACCGACAAAAUGUUCUUCGGACUCCACAGUCUUAAUGUUCUAUCAGUAACGCAUAACAAGAUUAAAUGCAUCACACCGGGCGCAUUUGACCAUCUCACCACGCUCUCAACGCUUGAGCUGUCAUCGAACCCGCUGUCGUGCACCUGUCACAUGUCGUGGCUGGCGCAGUGGCUGCGAUCGCGGCGUUUGUCGACGACAGCCACGUGUGGCUACCCGGCCGCGCUCAGAGACGCCAGCAUCCACCACCUCGAGCCGGCUGACUUUAAAUGCACCCCCGAGGACAAAGGUUGUCUGUCGCCUGAGUAUUGCCCGGCUCAGUGCUCGUGCACUGGGACCGUGGUCCGGUGUUCCCGGGCGAAGCUCACCUCUCUGCCAGCCAACAUCCCCAAGCAAACAACCGAGCUAUACCUAGAGUCGAAUGAGCUAACCUCGAUCCCGCCGGAUCAAAUCCGCCACCUCACGCAGCUGACCCGGCUGGACCUGUCCAACAAUAAGAUCAGCGUCCUCGGCAACAACACCUUCGAGGGCCUCACCAAGCUGUCCACGCUCAUCGUCAGCUACAACAGGCUGAGAUGUGUCCAGAGGGACGCCCUGAAGGGUUUGAGUCAGCUGCGGGUGUUGUCCCUUCACGGCAACAACAUAUCGCUGCUCGCGGAUGGCGUGUUCAGGGACCUAGAGUCCAUAUCGCACGUAGCGCUGGGCUCCAACCCCCUGUACUGCGACUGCCACUCCCGCUGGCUCUCGGAGUGGGUUCAAAGCGCGGGGGAGUUCGUCGAGGCCGGCAUAGCGAGGUGCGCUGAGCCUCCCGCCAUGAAGGACAAACUGCUUUUGAGCACUGCCUCCUCUGCUUUUGUAUGCACAGGCAACCCGCCGGCGGAGAUCAUAUCGAAAUGCGACCGCUGCUACAGCAACCCCUGCCUGAACGGGGGGAAGUGCCUCCCCGGCGCCGGGGGAGGGUUCGAGUGCGUCUGCGCCCGCGGCUACCAUGGCAACGCGUGUCAAUUCCAAAUAGACGCCUGCUACGGGUCGCCGUGCGCCAACGGACAGUGCCAAGUCUUGGAAGAGGGCAGGUUCCACUGCUCCUGCCAGCCGGGCUACACGGGGCUGCGGUGCGAGGUCAACGUGGACGACUGCCUCGGGAACCGGUGCCAAAACAACGCGACCUGCGUGGACCUCCUCGAGGGGUACAUCUGCAAGUGCUCUCCAGGGUUCAUGGGAGAAUUCUGCGAGACCAAGAUACCGUUCUGCACGGCGGAGUUCAACCCGUGUGCCAACGGGGCUGCGUGCACCGACCACCGCAGCCACUACACCUGCAGCUGCCCCAAGGGCUACUCCGGACAGAACUGCACCGUCAACGCGGACGACUGCAUCAACCACAUGUGCCAGAACGGCGCGACGUGCGUGGACGGGCUGGAGGAGUAUCGGUGCGCAUGCGCGGCGGGGUACGCCGGGCGGUACUGCGAAGCGGCGCCCCACGCCGCGCUCGGCACCUCGCCCUGCGCCCACCACGACUGCCUGCAUGGGGUCUGCUACCUGCCGCCGCCGCGACCCUUGCAGGACGACAUCAUCAUGGAGGAGCAUCCGCUGAUCUCGCAACCUAACGAUUACCUCUGCAAGUGCGCUCCGGGAUACUCGGGCCGGCUCUGCGAAUAUCUCACAUCCCUGACCUUCAACCACAACGAUUCCCUGGUGGAGCUGGAGCCGCUAAGGACUAUGCCGCAAGCCAACGUCACGUUAGUCUUCAGCACCAAGCAGCAUCACGGCGUGCUCAUGUACUUCGGUGAGAACGAGCAUCUGGCCGUGGAGUUAUUCAAUGGGAGGAUCAGGGUCAGCUACGACGUCGGCAACCAUCCCACCUCUACCAUGUACAGCUUUGAAAUGGUGUCGGACGGAAGCUACCACAAAGCGGAGCUUUUGGCGAUCAAGAAAAACUUCACCCUGAAAGUCGACGACGGACCCGCCAGAUCCAUCAUCAACGAAGGCAGCAAGGAAUUCUUGAGACUAGAGAGGCCGAUGUACCUCGGAGGAGUGCCGCAGGAGGUCGCCAAGGAGGCUUUCUCGAAAUGGCAUCUGCGGAACAUAACCAGCUUUAAAGGUUGUUUGAAAGAGGCCUGGAUCAACCACAAGCGAGUGGACUUCGUGAACGCUGUCCGGGUGCAACGCACGACCCCGGGAUGCGGGGACGACGACGCGCCAGCCCCCUCCGUCAUCAGCGGCGUCCAGGACGACACUACCCACGAGGAGGAUCCGUGCGUGCCGAAUCCGUGCGCGCGGGGGGGGCGGUGCGUGCAGCGUGCCCGCGGACACUACUCCUGCCGCUGCCCCCCGGGGACCGCCGGCCCCCAGUGCGAGCUCCGCGCCAGCAUCCGUGGCGCCCCAGUGAUAACGCAAGCCAAGCUCCCCGCCAGGAGGACCGGGUUCAGCAACGUUCAAGCUUCUCCAGCUGCACCUCCUCACAAGCAGGAGGUCCCGGCGGAGCCCUCGGCACCGAGCGCAACCCCACCGCCGUGCAAGAAGGAGCCGACCCGGGAGUUCGUGACGGAGGGCGCGUGUCGCAGCCGCCGCGCCGUGCGAGGAGCGAGGUGCGUCGCCAGGACGGACCGAGGGGAGAGGCCCUCGGGCGCCUGUGGUAGGGGCAGCUGCUGUGCCCCGAGGAAAACCAAGAAAAGGAAGGUCCGUCUGGUGUGCUCCGACGGCACCAGAUACACCAAAGACAUAGAGAUAGUACGCAAGUGCGCGUGCGGCAAGAAGUGCAACCGUAACAAUCCCUUCCAGCACUGAAGACUGCGAUCCCAUCCGCGAACCAGCCUAAGAUAUCUAAGGAAGGGCAUUCACGACGCGACAAGUCACGUGACUUGUUGGACGAUUUCUGCCGCGCGAUAGGCGUUUCCGCUUAUCGUAUUUAUCGAUACGUGAAUUUUUUAUGUGCAGUAUUAUUUUUUAGCAUUCGCUUUCGGAUGUGUCGUUCAGAUUUUGAUAAUUUUUUUUGUUUAAUUAAUGAAGUUUCUUUUGUCGUAUUCUAGCCUGUUCGGACAAGAUGGCGCCCGACCACAGAGUAAAUACAAACGCAGUGAUCCUAUUUGUAUCAUGUAAAUGUUUUCACUCCAUUCGGAGAUUUCGUUACAGUGAUUGUCAGUAAUAACAUUGAAUACGAAACUCCAAGAUUAAAUUAAUUGACAGACUGAGAAGCAUAGAAACUAUCUAAAGACAUGGAAUUGUAUAAUACAAUUCUGAGCGCCACAUCCGACGCUAAUAUUAAUUUUUUGCAUCGAACUUAAGUUUAAAGUACAAAUUAAUGGAUACACAGUAAUAAAUGAGGCUAUCAAUCGUCACACCUGAAAUAUUGUUCUCAAAUAAACCACAGACAAGAGCACACACUCUCACCGCUAGAUGGCAGUAGGUGUAUUUUGAGUAGACAUUAACAAAAUUGCAGGUGGUACCCUAUUUACAUUUAUAAUUCUACCAACGAUAACAAUUUUGCGAUUAUUAACUUAAAAAUAAUACUUUUAAUUUCUCUUAAUACAGAAGGCCUAAAUAAAGGUUGACAGAUUAAUAUAUG
Molecule: messenger RNA, 5462 nt
Organism: Bombyx mandarina (wild silkworm)
Lineage: Eukaryota; Metazoa; Arthropoda; Insecta; Lepidoptera; Bombycidae
Gene: sli
Product: slit guidance ligand
Source: RefSeq, a predicted model, not a curated record